UGUUACACUUCAGUCGCGAGCUUUGGUCUUUAUAUCUUAUGUUAACGAUGUCGGUUAAACACGAAAAAAUUGGUAUUAUUGGCAGCGGCUUAAUUGGUCGUAGCUGGGCUAUGCUUUUUGCAAGCGUAGGAUAUGAAGUAAUUAUUUACGAUAUUGUACAAGAGCAAAUUACGAAGGCUCUUGAAGACAUUCAGCAGCAAUUGAAACGUCUUGAAAAUAGCGGUCUUUUACGAGGUUCACUUACCGCGGAUCAACAAAUUCAAUUAAUUAAAGGGUCAUCAAAUUUGACCGAAACUGUAAAGGGGGCUAAGCUUGUUCAAGAAUGUGUACCUGAGAACUUACCAAUGAAACUGAAACUCUACAAUGAACUUGACAGUAUAGUCGACGACAAAGUAAUUCUGUCCUCUUCUACGUCUACAUUCCGCCCUUCGUUGAUUAGCGAGAAAUUAAAACAUCGUGGUCAAUUACUUGUGUCGCACCCGGUGAAUCCCCCAUACUAUGUGCCGCUGGUAGAAAUUGUUCCUGCACCAUGGACUCGACCUGAACUACUAACACAGGUGAAAGCUAUAAUGACUGAAAUAGGCCAAACACCUGUUGUAUUUAAUAAAGAACUUGAUGGAUUUGCGCUUAACCGUAUACAAUACGCGAUUUUGAACGAAGCAUGGAGAUUGGUAGCUGAUGGCGUAUUAAGCGCGAAAGAUGUAGAUGCAGUUAUGAGCGAGGGUCUUGGAAUGCGAUACGCCUUCCUUGGUGCCUUUGAAGCCGCACAUUUAAAUGCUGAAGGAAUGAAGAAAUAUUGCGAAACAUACAAAAAUUCGAUCUACGAUACCAGCAUGACUUUCGGUCCAACUCCUAAAUUUGAAGGCGAGAUGGCAGAAAAGAUUAGUAAUGAGCUUAAUGAAAUGUGCCCAUUAAACAAACUUCAAGAGAGACGUGCCUGGAGAGACGAAGCUUUGACCAAACUAUCUGUAUUAAAGAAAGAACUGAAUAAAAAAGUAUAAGUUACUAAU
Dufourea novaeangliae is the source of this 1010-nucleotide messenger RNA. It is a transcript of the gene Had1, whose product is annotated as lambda-crystallin homolog. The coding region runs from base 39 to 1001 and encodes 320 amino acids. The record is from RefSeq and is a predicted model, not a curated record. Lineage: Eukaryota; Metazoa; Arthropoda; Insecta; Hymenoptera; Halictidae. Gene Ontology annotation, biological process: fatty acid metabolic process. The transcript is spliced from 6 exons. Gene Ontology annotation, molecular function: oxidoreductase activity, acting on the CH-OH group of donors, NAD or NADP as acceptor; NAD+ binding.